This is a messenger RNA of Dictyostelium discoideum AX4, 2832 nucleotides long. RefSeq names its product RING zinc finger-containing protein (gene rngB). Lineage: Eukaryota; Evosea; Eumycetozoa; Dictyosteliales; Dictyosteliaceae. Bases 1 to 2832 code for a protein of 943 amino acids. Gene Ontology annotation, cellular component: cytoplasm. The transcript is spliced from 2 exons. The record is from RefSeq and is a predicted model, not a curated record.
AUGAAAAUUGAUUGUAAAAGAGUUUCAUUAAUUGGUUCACCUGAACCUAGAUGGGGACAUACUGGUACAACUUUACCUAAUGGUAGUGGAUUUAUAGUAUUUGGUGGAAAUAGUAAUAGAGCAUUCAACGAUAUACAAUAUUAUAAUAUCUUUAAUAAUAGUUGGUCAAAAAUUGAAGCAGUUGGAAAUGCACCAUCAGAAAGAUAUGGACAUAGUGCAGUACUAUAUCAAUCACAAUCAAGACCCUAUAGUGAUUCUUAUCAAAUUAUAUUUUUUGGUGGUAGAGCUACAAGUAAACCAUUCUCAGAUAUUAAUAUAUUAUAUGUAAAUAGUAAUAGAAGUUUUAUUUGGAAACAAGUUACAACUAAAUCAAUUGAAGGUAGAGCAGGACAUACAGCAGUAGUUUAUCGUCAAAAUUUAGUAGUAUUUGGUGGACAUAAUAAUCAUAAGAGUAAAUAUUACAAUAGUGUAUUAUUAUUUAGUUUAGAGUCGAACGAAUGGAGACAACAGGUAUGUGGAGGUGUUAUACCAUCAGCACGUGCAACUCAUUCAACAUUUCAAGUUAAUAAUAAUAAAAUGUUUAUAUUUGGUGGAUACGAUGGUAAAAAGUAUUAUAAUGAUAUCUACUAUUUGGAUUUAGAGACAUGGAUUUGGAAAAAGGUGGAAGCUAAAGGUACACCUCCCAAACCAAGGAGUGGUCAUUCAGCAACAAUGAUUCAGAAUAAUAAGUUAAUGAUUUUCGGUGGAUGUGGAUCAGAUUCAAACUUUUUAAAUGACAUUCAUAUACUACAUAUUGAGGGUGCAAAUGAGUAUAGGUGGGAGCAACCCUCCUAUUUAGGUUUAGAGAUUCCUCAAGCUAGAUUUAGACAUACAACCAAUUUCAUUGGUGGUAGAGUUUACAUUUAUGCUGGUACUGGAUCUGGUAAUUUAAUGGGUGAUCUUCACACUUUAGAAUUCUUGGAUGAUAAUAAUACUCCUUUAAUACCAAUUACAAUCUCAAUACCAAUCACAAAUUCAAAUAGUAUUGUUGGUUCACCUAAUACCUCAAUUAGUUGUGGUGUUAGUAAUAGUGGUGCUAGUAGUAGUAGUGGUGGUGGUAUUAGUGGUCAUCCUUCAAUUUUAUCAUCUUCAUCUUCAUCUUCUUAUUUAUCAACUUCACCAUUAUCAACUUCAUCUUUAGCUUCAAGUUAUCAAAGUUCUCAAAGUUUACAAUUUAAUCAAAAUCAAAAUCAAAAUAAUAAUAAUAAUAAUAACAAUAAUAAUAAUAAUAAUAUUCAAACAACAACUACAACAACAACAAAUAAUAAUAAUAAUAAUAAUAAUAAUAAUAAUAAUAAUAAUAAUAAUAAUAAUGUUGAGUCUAAUCAACAACAACAACAAAUUCAACACCAAACAUCACCAAUGUCAGUAUUAUCAAGAUCAAAUUCAAAUAUAAGUUUAAAUUCAUUAAAUUCAUCAAGUUCAUCAAUAUUAUCAACACCAUCAACACUUUCAACAACAACUACAACUACAACAACAUCACAUGCAUCACAUACAUCACAUACAUCAAAUAGAUCAAAUGGAAGUAGAGGUGGAAUACCAUCAAUACCACCAUUUAAUGGAAGAUCAUCAAAUCAUAAUAAUAAUAAUAAUAGUAACAGUAAUAAUUAUAAUAAUCAUCAACAAACCAAAACUAAUUCUGCCGAAGAACUAAUAUUGGAAGAGUUAAAAUCUUUGAAUAUUUAUGAUCAAGCUGCUUGUAAUAAAGAUUUUCAAACCAAUUUAAAAAGAGUUGAAGAACUUUUUAAUCAAAAAAUUAAACAUGAACAAAAGUAUCGACAAUCAUUGGAAGAGAAAUUGGGUAAAGCAAAUCAUCAAGUUUCUUUAUUAACAAAUCAAAUUCAAAGUAUCAUUCAAAAAGAUGAAUUAACCUCUUUGAAAAAGGAAUAUAGUGAAUUGAAAAAGAAACAUAGUUUACUCUAUUCAGAGGAUAUUGAUGAUUUACCAACUGAAACUUGUUUAAAACUUGAAGAAAUUCAUGUAAAAUCUUUAGAAAAAUUAAGAGUUAAAAAAUUACCAUCUUCUAAUCAAUUAUCAACAUUACAACAACAAAUACCACAACAACCAACAACAAUAAUAUGUAAUAAUAGUCAAAUAAUUCAACAACAACCACUACCACCAUUACAACAACAACAACAACAACAACAACAACAACAACAACAACAACAACAACAACAACAACCAUUAGAAAUUCAAGAACAAUUAACAAUGUUACAAUUACAACUUUCACAAUUAUCUCAACAACAACAAAACCAAAUCGAUAAACAACAAAAACAAGAAAAAUUACAACAAGAACAACAACAACAACAAUUGAAAAAUAUUAAUAGAUUAUCAAUUUCAUCAAAUAGUUCAACAUUAUCAUCAAAAGAUAGUUUUUAUUUUGAAUCAAAGAUUCAAGAAUUAUCAAAUCAAUUAAAAGAGAAACAACAAGCUAUUACCGAUCGUGAUAAUAAAAUUAAAGACUUUGAAAAUCAAUUAAAUAAAUAUAAAUUAAUCGGAUUGGAUUCAUUGGAUCAUUAUCAGCUUUUAGAGUUGGAAUCAAGUUUUCAUAAUGGUUUAAAACAAAUUGGUUCUAUAAAAGAUCAAAGAUACCUCAAUCGUUUGGUUUCACUGGAAAAAGAGAAAGAUCAAUUAAAAGAUCAAAAUAGUUGUGUCAUUUGCGCUUCAAACCCUCCAAAUAUUGUAUUACUACCAUGUAGACAUAGUUCAUUAUGUUCAGAUUGUUGUUCAAAAUUAACAAAAUGUCCAAUUUGUAGAUCCCAUAUUGAAAAUAAGAUUUCAAUUUAUCAAUAA